Molecule: messenger RNA, 9435 nt
Organism: Wasmannia auropunctata (little fire ant)
Lineage: Eukaryota; Metazoa; Arthropoda; Insecta; Hymenoptera; Formicidae
Gene: wake
Product: ankyrin repeat and fibronectin type-III domain-containing protein 1
Exons: 12
Coding region: 1140-5870 (1576 amino acids)
Biological process (GO): regulation of establishment of bipolar cell polarity; signal transduction; establishment of mitotic spindle orientation
Cellular component (GO): spindle
Molecular function (GO): protein binding
Source: RefSeq, a predicted model, not a curated record
GCCGCAUCGCUGGCGUUUACAGUUCACAGAGUCACAGCUCAUGCGAGCGACGCGAGCAGCAGCGCGAGAUCGUGGCGCGUCGUAACGAUUUUUGCGAGCCAAGGUCGCGAAAAAAGACAAUUGUGGUGAGAGAAAAUCGUUGUGAAAGUGCCGCACGUCGUCGGGCCGUGGGACAAUCUCGUCACGCCGUGAAAAGCGGCUCCUUCGAGACAGCUUCGCGCCGGCAGAUUCUGAUCCGGAGCGCAGCACAACGGCGUGCACAAGCAGCAACGGUUGGAAAAAAGUGCGCGCGCACAUGAUGCAUUUCGGAGCGAGUUUCCGUGAAGCAGUCGAUAAAUCUUUAAAAAAUCGAUCUCUAUCCCCUGUGCAUGACAUCUCGUCACGUGUCGGAUAUUUAUGUGUGUAAUUGUGUGGAAAAAAAAUUGAGCAGCCACUUGUUCUCCAAACGUACCUCUCACGGUGAUACUGGAGAAAUAUCGAAGAUCAAUAGUGAAAGAAUUUCCAAAUGAUGGAUGAUCAGUAACGAGUGCAGUGAUCAAGAAUUUCUGAAUGAUUUCUGACGGAUUGUGAAGAAUAUGCACAGUGAUAAAAAAUAUUUAUUGGUGAUAAAGCGAUAAAGAAAUUUCAAGAAGCAUAUUGUGUAUCGAUAUACAUAUAUAUGGAUAUAGAUAAUAUCCAAGUUAUGGAUAUUUAUGUGGCAGUGGAAGCGAUGUGUCGUCACAGCGAUUGGACGAAAGUCACGAGGACUCUAACAGGCCAAACGGCAUUCAACGAGAGACGACGCUACAAUCAUCGCCUGCACACGUGGAGAUGUGACUCUCGAUGUUGCGCUUAGAAAAUGGGUCCCGGCCGCAUGGAAUUCGCUCUGUGAUAGUCAGCUUUACCCAGCCAAAGAAUUGUUUUACGGAGAAUCGCAAAUUUCGAAGCUUUAUCCUACCAAAGAAAAGCAAUAAUGUUAUGCCUUAUUGCCGACAGCAAUAAUACAUGUUAUCAAUAAUUUAUAAAAACGAGCAAUAUGCGUAAAGCGGUCCCAUCGCAUUGAGAGCGUUCAGGCGUAUAGAAAAUCUCAAAAGGAUCGGAUAUAACGAUAAGACAUUGGGAUAUACAUAUAUCAAGCGGAACCGUCGUGCGAUUCCCAGAUGAAAUUUCGCAAAUCCGCCUCAUCUAGCCCGAAGAUGGAACUACUUUCGAGGCGUUCCUCGGACGGCAGGAUGUCGACCUUGAAAAGGUCGAGAUCCUUCCGAGCGUCCGUGAAAUUGAUGUCAAAAAUACGCAAUCAUGCUAAUCUACGAUUGACUGCCGGUUUCGACCUCUCGUCCGUCUCAAAAGACCUCGUCGUCAAGAAAGGAUGCAGCAACCUCUCCGUCCUUGAGGAAUCUCAGGACGGUGAGAGGUCCUCGGAGCUACGAAAAGGUUCCGGGGAUAUGAAUUCUCGCGUCAAGGACGAAGUUGGUGACGCGAUAUCUCGGAGUCCUCGAAAGAUUUCGGUGUCAAAUCCCGAAGUCGAUCCGCGAGAAAUUACAAAAGAUCUGAAGAGUAAGCUGUCUCUGACUGACAGGUUAAUGGGUAAGGGUCGCAAGGACGUGGAGAGACCCUCGACGAAGGACGAAGGUGCGAAAUCACCGAAGGUCAUUCACAUCUUUCGCAGGAGACACAGCACGGAGGGCUCGCGGGAGGAUAUUCGUGCGAAGGAUUGUAGCGACAAACAUGCGUCCUGCGAGACGGACCGGCUAAACAAACAUGUAUUCUACGAGAACCCUACAUUCGUGCUGGACAGUUCAUUGGACUCCUCCGUCUCGAGCUUCCUCUUUGAGGUCGAAGAGGAGGAGGAGGAGGAAGAGGUGGUGGGGCGGGAACAACGGCGGAAACGAGAUAGCAAAAAUAAGCGCGCUGCGUCAUCCAAGCGCGACGUGUUGACCGUUGUCGUGGAUUCCCACAAGGCCACGACUAACCGGCCCUUCUAUCGUAAAACGAACUACGAGCGAGACAAGGACGAGGACGGGCAGUACCUCGAGAACGAACGGUCACUAGGCGCAUUUCGUCCCAGAUGCGAUACCGAUCCUUCGAGACCUUCGCGUCCUUGUGACGCGCGGGGCGGGGACUUGCGUGUGAUGAACAUGAUAAAUGGAAAUCGAAGGACGACCGAAUCCUUCGGCGAGUUCGACCGCCCGAGGAUUAAGUUUCACUGCAAGGCACACGAGACGGAGAGAAAAAACGCGACGAUCUGCUUGCAGAAUCAAAAGGUCCACGACGACGUCAAGACGUGUCCUUCCAAGACCUGCAAAGUCAGAACGGUCGAUAAUAUCGCCAGUUUUUGGGCGACCAGACGUGGUAACAGUUUUCGAAAUAAAAUGACGACCGGUAGGAAAAGGGAUGCGAAGGAAACGAAGGAUUACGAGCGGUUCGGUCAGGAGCGAGUUUAUGUGUCGACAUCAUCGGGAUCAAAGUUCCACUCGUUGCAAGGGAUGGAGUUCCUGGAGGGUUUUGGCAAGAAGAAACAACAGCCUCAUCAACAACUAAAUAAUUUAUCAUCAAUACAUAUCAAUCCUCUCUCGGCCCAAUCCCUCAACAUACACCUGCAUGCUCUAUUUGCGGCUGUGGAACAUGGCCAUUUGGAUAAAGCAAGGACUAUUUUGGAGUCUACCGAUGUGGAUAUAAAUAGCGUUAACAGCGACGGCUUGUCACUGCUGGACGUUGCCGUGCUCAGCAACAACAGGCCGUUGGCAAAAAUGCUGGUUGCGUUCGGCGCGCAGGAAGGGAACCAAUUUAAGUCUCCGGAAUCUCUGGGUAGCCACUUGGCGUCGUUGCUUUCGGAAGCGGAACACAGAGUUCAAGAGCUCGGCGGCAGUACUUCCGGCAGCGGUGGAACAAAUCUAUUGGAACCACCUAGCAGCCACAGGGCCAGUUUUUCCACGCAACAUAACAACCUCACGGGAUGCGGCGGUAGCGCGGAGGAUAAGCAGCUCGCCCUGUGGGAAAGGAGAGCCAGGGCCCUUAGGAAAAUGCUGCUGGGUUUCGACCAAGCGCGCCCACCCGACAUGCCUUUCUUGGUUGCGAUCGAUGUCACCGGAACGACAUCGGUAACAGUCAGGUUUCAAGAACCAGACUCGCACGACUCUCCGAUCUGUACCAAAUUCAAAGUUCAGUGGAGCCCGCAUGACGACUUUUCGGUUAUUUGCGGUGAGAAAGAAGUCCUGGACAUGAAGCAGAGGGAGUGUCGGAUCGAGGGUCUGACUCAAGGUCAAAAAUAUCACUUUCGCGCCGCCGCCGGAAAUUUGAAGGGCUACAGCAGGUUCAGGAGCUCGACGCCUGCACACGUUACACCCAGCAGUUGGAGAGAUAUAGACGGUAGGGUGCCCAGAUUCGCGGGACGGCUGGAACAACUGAACAUUCUGUUCACGGACAUAAGGCGGCCAGAGUAUACACAAGAAACGCCGGCGGUGCAGAGGCGAAAUCACAAAAAGAAAACAACGAUAAAGCAGCUCUUUACGGCAACGAGUAAAUUCCAGAAGAAUCUCAGGCGAGGAGUGUUUUUAGCGUGUCUACUCUACCACGAGGACAAAGUACUUGUUACCAACGAGGACUUUUUACCCGUGAUCGAGAUCGAUGAGACGUAUCCCAGUUGUAUCUACAACGACUUUCAUUGGCUUAUGAAAGUCGCCUGUACCUGGGACGAUGUUAAAUCCCUUCGGCAGGAUAUGGAAAAGAGUCACAGCAGCUCGACUAAUCAUUUUAGGAUAAAAUUGCUUCAAGCUGCUGCCCAAAUGCAGGCUGCAUUGUGCAUACAAGAUCUUGGACAGUUGUAUCACAAACCUAUCAGAGACAUUCAAGGCACCUUAGUGUUCUCAACAGUAAAUUAUAUAAAGUCGCCGAAAUUGGUUUCUGUAUUAAACAGCAGGUGGUUACCGCUCAGUAAAGUCAUAAAGAAGAUUAUAACGCAUGAAGAUAGUAACGUCGCCGAUCUCUUGAUGGCUAGUAUACAAGAACAAAUGACAUAUCACCAAGUCAGCAGUAUAAAACUAUCUAAGGGUUUAUAUCUCGGUUAUCUGAAAAUGCAAAGCAGCGUGGACCUCAUACAAGUCGUUGUUCCAACGAAAUCUCCGAACGUAUUGCCACAUUGUAAGAUUCGCGAUAAUCCGCACGUAUCCGCGGAGGAGUGGGACUACCUCAAGAGAGUAACGCGCAUCUGCACGUCCGAGACUUCCGUGAAGGAAUCCGAAGAGAAAGAGAACGUGACGAAUGAGGCGCAAGGCACGGAGCAGCAGAAGCUAUUUGUCGACCUGGUCGCCGCGACGGCGCGACGAUUGUUCAAUUACAUGGAGAUCAGUCCGGAGGAUUCGCUGGUGCAUCGGUUAUACGACGCUGAGGUGAUCGAUCUGACUCACGAUGUAUCGUUCCUGAUCGCCGUGCCGCCUGCCGAAACUGCCUGCUGCGUACCUGGUACGCGAGAGAUUCUACUUCAGCGCGGUGACCUCCUGUCGUUGCCCAUUCAGGUUUUCGAGAUGGUCCAUUUGAAUACGUAUCAGAAGGAUGUGAUCAAUCGUUACUCGAGACUCAGCUGCAUCUUGGAACUGGACACCGCACAGGCUCAGCAUAAUCACAGAGAGGCCUUCAGUUCCUUGGAAUUGAGCGUCGCAAAGGACAAACUGGCGAAAUUACAGGAUCUUCAGUUGCAGGUGAACACCGUGUGGAAGGGCGCCAGAUGGUUGAUUGACGUUAUAACUUUCGCGAGAGAUCGCGGCUCCUCUCAACAAAACAUCGCGUCGCAGACCAUUGGUAUAUCUAUGAAGGAUCUACUCAGUCUGGAUAGAAAUAAGAACAGCAAUAGUAACAGCUUAAAACGAAGCUUAUUACAAUUACCACCUAGAGAUCCCAAGCUCGUGAAAUCGAGUCCCGGCCGUGGCAGCUGGCCGGGUCCCAAUCUGUCGAAAUCGUCCUCGAAUCUCCUGACUACGGAAUUUAGCAAGAGCGAGCAACAGCUGCCUAGCGGACAGUACGUACGCAAAGGUAGCAACACGUCAACAGCUUCGGAGCCGCAGAAAUCAUCGUGCGCGCCAAUAAGCAGCAGCAGCAAUCUGACGACCACUAGUAGCGCGAAUCAUCUCGUACCGCUGCAAAACGUGAGAUUGCCGCCCUCCAAAUCCGAGGACACCUUGAUCCUCGCCAAGUACAAACACAGCCCGCGAAAUCGUUCCGCGACGAUAACGUCGGCAUCGGCCACCACCAGUCCAUUAUUGAGUAUCAAGCCUAUCAUCUACAGCGGUUCGUUGUUGAGCGUCUCCACGGCGAUGACGAACACCACGAGUCUGCUCAGCGUGAGCAACACGAAUUCCGACAGUCUGCAUUCGCUGAGCAGCGACGAGUACUCUGCCUCGAAUUCAAGCGUCUGCUUGAAACCUGGCCAGCCGGUCAAGGUCAAAACGUCCAAACCGACCGCGAGCGUCGCGGCGAUGGCCGCCGUCCCGGCGGAUAAUUUAGAUGAGGAAAAGGAAGAGGCGACUAUGAUGCCGGCACCUCUACCAGGCAUUCUUCAGGUUUACGCGGCUUACGAGACUGGUUUGGCAGCUGGUACGAGUUUGAAGCUGCAUGUAACGCCGAGGACCACGGCGCGGGAGGUCGUGGAUCUUGUCGUUAAGCAACUCAACAUGGCAGUGGUCCUAAAGGGACAGAAGGGACCCACCUAUACGGCCGACGAGCUACCAAACUUUUGCCUCGUUGCCGUAAUCGGUGCGCGGGAACGUUGCUUGAGGGACGAUUUUAAGCCGCUUCAGUUGCAGAACCCGUGGAAGAAGGGGCGGCUCUACGUUAGGCAAAAGCAGGAUGUUCUUGCCGCUCUUGAGCACAGUAGUAAACACACCGCGUACUUAUAGCAGAAGUAAAGCGGUAAUAUCUCUAAGCGAUUAAUGAAUCUACUUACCGAAUAAUGUAAAUUGAAUUUCAGUACGUCCUGCACGUGCAAACGUAACGUUCCCUAAUAACGAUAUUUCGCAUAGAGCGAAGCCUAGUCGUACAUCUUUAACGGCACUACCGACAAACGAGAGAUGUUUUAAUGAACAGCGACUACCUGAAGGAAAAGUAGUUUACAUUUAAUGCCUCAUGAACCGAGAGCUACUUUCCUUGAAUUUUUCUUUCAGUUUACAUUAUUCUUGAACGAAUAUGACUUUGUGAGAUUCGGUCAUUUCAUGUGUAUAACAAAUAUAUUCAAAAUUAUUUUACUCAGGAAAAAAGUGCUUACAAUUAGCCUCUAAAUAAGUGACAUAGUCUCAAGAAAUUUAAUAAUUUUUUUGAAAAAUCGCUUGUUAAAGUGUCUGUCUUCUACUUUUUAUUUUUCUUAUAAACGAAACGAUAUUCUUUUUAUGAGAGAAAUUUUGAUUUCUUUCGACGCAAUUAUAUUCUGGUCUAAUUUUACUGGUAAACGUAGAUUUAUGUUUUGUGAUGUUCAGUAGCCACUAAGAGGAGCGUGAAAACAAACAUAAAUAAUUAUUAAAGUAUAUCAAUGCUUCUUGAUGGGCAAUUAAUCACUGAUUAUGAGAAAUCGCGACAUAGACAACUUUGAGGGAUCGUUACAAGUGUGAUAAGUACCAGUGAAAUUGAAGUCUAUUAAUUUUAUUUUAAGUGUGUACAUUCCGGCUCGGAAAUUCAAGCACGAUCUGUAAUAUUCUUCGAAUGUUAGUUAGUUUGUAAAUGAGUAAUACUCGAGACAUACUGUUAUAUUUUAUGUACCGAUCUCAAUGUUUUUAUUCGAUAUGCGUAUUAUCAAGGAUAUAUGCAACUAUAAGCUGCUUGAGAGAUCUCAUUAUUCCUUAUGUCACCAGUUCGUUGUAUUCAAGUAUGAUUCAUCGUUGCGAAAUCAAUGAGGGCUUCUAGAGCGCAAGACAGACGUAAUAGUGAAAUACUUGGAUACUUCGAAUCAAUAAGGAUACCUUUUUGAAGUCAGUAAAAGUUUUAUAUUUAUACUAUUAAAAUGAUAUCAAAUGCCUGUAAAGAAAUUUUACGUUCUAAUGUCAUGUACGACAAACUUAUUGCUAAUGAUUACAUAUGAUAUAUUUUCUGCUUGACUAGAUCCGUGUUACCAGGCUCAGAAAUAGGAAACGAUAAUUUCACAUGCGUUUUUUUUUAUGUGUGUCAAUCCAACGUAGUGUACUCUGUUCUUUUUAAAUAUUCAAAAUAAAAUAGUAAAUAAAGAAUAAAAAGUUCCUAAAGUCUGGUAGCAUCUAUGAAAACGGCUUAGAGUAAAAAGUAUAUUUUUUAGGAAAUAGGCAUGAUCAAUUUUUAUGCCGACAAAUUUUGUUGAUAAAAAUAGUGUAAGAGAAAAAUGUUAUGGAAUGGAAGAAGUAAAGAAUAAAAACAUUAAUCUAAGACUUUAUUUGAAGAAUAUUUUGAAUCUAAGGCGGCGAAUAACCAGUUUGAACCAGUUUUAUAGUUAGUUAUUAGUAUAGUUAGGACGAAGAGGCUUAUAGACUGUUGUACAUAACAGAACAAAGAGUAUUAUUAAUCUAUUAUUUCAAAGAUAACAAAUUAGUUGUAUUUUUUGUUUUGAUUUAUAAUUUCUAUUUUGCAUUAUGGCGCGCAUAAGAGUACGUAAUUUGUUUCGUUGCAAAGUAUUUAUGCGCGUUUUGCACACGUGUAUAUCUACAAUUGUUUUUACCUCAUUUUAAAAUCGUGUAGUAAAAAGGAAUUAGCAUAGGCAUAAGCCUCAGAUCAGAUUUACCUUUAAAAAUUUAUAAAGAAGAAAAUAUCUAAUCAAAAGGAUGAAUUUUAACUUUCAUGUUAUUGUAAAAGAUGAAUUUUCGCAGAAAUUUUUAAAGAACGUAGUUGACACGUCGCCUGCCACACGUGUAUACAUAAAAUUGAAUGUUACAAAUCCAAUUAGGAGAGAACGGUGUACGGCAGUCGAUGUAUUAACUGAUUCGUUGAUGAGUAUAGUGUAGAAUGGUUUACUGAAUACUUAUCCCCAAUCGCACAAUAUUACUGCACAAUAUUUAUCACGCAACGAACUUUCCAAACGUCUCGAGAUCGCGAUGCACAAUUUCAUCUUCAUUCUAUCGACAAGAUUAAUUAGUGCAGCAUAUAUGUACACUUAUACGUAAUCAUUCGAUUAACAGCGAAGAAAGUGAUGUAUUUAAAAAGAAAAUCUUCGGCUAUCCGGAUAGUAAGAAGGUAAAGCACAAGUGACGAUGUGGAACGAAGAUAAAGAAACACGUAUGUAUGUCUAUGUGUGUGUAUGCGUGCGUGCGUGCGUGCGUGCGUGCGUGUGUGUCAAUUGUAAAUCCAUAUUUCUCUUACUUCGCCCGCCGGAAAUCUGCGAUAAUAUCGAUCUGUCAAGCCAACAGUCCGUAAUCCCGAUGUCCGUGCAGAUAUCUAUCGUGAAAUCCGUCCUUCACAUCACGGAUCCGACUCGGCUGUAUAUUCGAAGAUCCUUCUCCCUCCAAAUAUAUCAUGCUUAUUGAGCAGUAGUAUCGUGCACCAAGGGGCCACCUGCAUUUAACAAGGAUAUGGUGCACAUAUUUUUUUAUCGGCCGAAGUGGCAAAGGAUCGAAUUAAAUUGUUAGGGAGACAAGGCGGGUCUCGCUGGCUGCAUACCUAAAUCCGUGUACCGUGCUGUGAAUCCGCUGAAAGCCCGAUGUCGCAGGCGGAGGAAAAAGCGAAACGGGAAUUACAGUUUGCAAGUGAACCAAAACUGACCAAACUGACUGGCGGCGUUUAACAAAAAUUGUCAGCGGUGCGUCGAUUUAAUUAUGCAGUCCAUAUCCUCUGCCUCUUCUCCGUUAUUUUUGCCUAGACACAUACGAUCGUAUUGUUGAGAGCUGGCGGGCACUCCCCCCGCGCUCUCCCUCCCGUUCGAUCGAGACGAUAAUAGAAAUUUUAUUAGCACUACGUGAGUGUCUAUCGAUGUUGAAUGUAAAAAAUAACCGUUAGCAUAUUAAAUAUUACGACAUGGAAAAGCGAGAGAUGCGCCGAGCCAACAACGAAGGUGGCUGAAAUAUUUGUAAAUAUUUCGUGGAAAAGGAGCAACCGCACGCACAAGGAAACUAGAAGAUGAAAUUAUUUUGGACGAGAAAAAAAGAGAAAAAGAGUUCUCUCGUUUCUAUGAUCCACUCAAUGCGAUGUAAUUAUAAUUGUACCUACGCGACAGCGAUGUGAAUUAAUUAGUCGAAGUCCGAAUAGAGACAUUCUCGCGCUCCGAUCCCUUUGCUUCCCCCUUUCCCCGGUCCCACCCUCGUGUCCAGAAACAAGGGUCACUUGGACGCGUGAUUUGUAAAAAAAGAGUGAUGUAACGCGCAAGCGAGCGCGCGAAAAAAAUUAUGUAGCGAAUUGGUGUUUGUAUAGAAAAAAUGGCUUCGUUUCUGUUGCGACUGAUUUCUUCCCCCGUUUUUUUCCGCAGGGGACAAUGUACUACGACGGAAACGCACGAAAUAAAAGUAUAACAUUGUA